AUGUUCGUAUUUCGCUUUCUUAACGUUUCUUCAUUGCCAUGCGGGCGAGCGGCACCCAAACGCACCCCGGUGGUCAUAUUUCUAUGCCCAUCCUCUGUCAUGCGAGCGAGCGUCACCCAUACGCACCUCGGUGUGGACCACACCCCAUUCCCAUCAAACGCGUUUAUGCAUACGAACCCCAUUCCCAUUGGGCGUGUUCCGUUACACGCUCAUGACACGCUCCUCGCACCCACGCGCACCUCGACGUCACCCAAUCUUUCUCCCGUCACGCCAUUCCUAUCGCAUGGGUUCACGACUCCACUGUUAUGGGCUCAUUUUCGCUCCUAG
This is a messenger RNA of Laccaria bicolor S238N-H82, 327 nucleotides long. RefSeq lists its product as uncharacterized. The coding region runs from base 1 to 327 and encodes 108 amino acids. Lineage: Eukaryota; Fungi; Basidiomycota; Agaricomycetes; Agaricales; Hydnangiaceae. The transcript has 2 exons. The record is from RefSeq and is a predicted model, not a curated record.